This is a messenger RNA of Adelges cooleyi (spruce gall adelgid), 1432 nucleotides long. RefSeq names its product gametocyte-specific factor 1-like. The record is from RefSeq and is a predicted model, not a curated record. Lineage: Eukaryota; Metazoa; Arthropoda; Insecta; Hemiptera; Adelgidae. The coding region runs from base 190 to 828 and encodes 212 amino acids. The transcript has 6 exons.
UUAAAAUGGUCAGGGACUAUCUAUGUAUAUACUAUCUAUGCUAGUGACUAGACAGAUAACCCAAAUUGUGCAAAUUUAUCUUUGACUUUAAAAUUUACACUCUAAAGCCGUUAAUCGUGAUCAUUUCCCUCUGGUCACUGUAAAUAAUUGUACAAUUUUAGUUCUUUCUAAGAUUAUUUGAGUUUUACAAUGGAGUCUAUGCUUAUUUCGACGGAAUCAAUGAUAUACCAUUGUCCAUUUAACCCAGCUCAUUGUAUGCCGAAAAAGACAGUUCAAAAACACGUUGUAAGAUGUCCAGAUAGACCACUUAAUUAUGUGAAUUGUAUGUACAAUAUAUUGCAUGUUAUGCAUAAAGCUGAACAAGAAAAGCAUGAAAGCGAGUGUCCAGAUAGAACAAUGAUUGAUCCAUUUAUUUUUCAAUCGGCAGAUAUUCAGAGGCCAGUUCCGGUUUUAACUAACGUACCUGUAUUGGAAUAUGAAGAAAGUUGGGAAAAUCUGGAAGAAUCCAAUGUUUUAAAAACAAUAAAUUCAACUACAACUUCAAUGAAAGCAAUCCAUGGGUUAACUAAAUCUGAAAGAAAACAACAUCGUGCACAUUUGCAUCAACAUGAACAAUUGAAUAAUAAAUCUGUUCAACCAGAUACAAAUAUUAAAGAAGGAUCUUCUACAGUUAAACCAGGUACAUCUGGCCAAAACCAACAAAAAUACAAUCAAAAACUAAAUUCUAUGACUUCUUCAAUGAAUAUGAUGAAAGUGGAGCCAAUAAAUCAGAAAAAACCAAAUGAAAACAAAAAAAUGUUCAUCGGCCAAGUACCAGAUUAUAAAUGAAAAUGGUUUUCCUUCAUCAAUUAUAUGCUUCAUGUUACAUACAAAAUAAGGAAUUAUAAUGUUACUAAAAUAGUUAAGGCACCAUUUUUGAAAAAAAUUUUUCUAUUUAUAUUUCUACUUAAGCUAUCAAUAAGCUAAAAUGUGAGCAUAUUAAUUAAACAAGCAAGGUAGAUGUAAAUAAUAUUAUUUAAUUGAAAACAAUUGUUUUUCAAUUUAUGAUUGUAAUAAAAUAUGUUAAACUUUAUAAUUAGCCAAUAUGGAAAACAAGUACUAUUUAAACAGUACAUUUUGUUAAUUUUUAUUACCUAUUAACUAACCUUUUUUUUUAAUAAAAGGAAUAUAAAUAUAACGUAUUCAUUUUAAAAUAAUAAUGUGUAAUGAUAAACAGUAAGUGGCUUACCUAAUAUAUAUGACCAAUUGUUUUAAUGAUAGGGGAGGAUAAGGUAAAUUUAAAUAUGGGGUACAUUUGAAUAAUAUUGAUAGAGUUAAUUUCACUGUGCUGAAAAUAUCGAGAGAAAAAAAUUAAACAGUCACACUGUUUGAAGUAUAGUGUUAUCAGCGGAUUUUAUCUGAUUAUGUCAUAAUAAAUAUUUAUUGUUAUGUA